UUUUUAACUCAAUUAUUUCCCGCUGGAUUUCUGCCGUCUCCUCUCCCAUCCACACUUUUGCAACCUUUUCAUUGAUAGACAAAGAUCUAUUUUUAUUUUUCCAUUAAAUUUUCUAUUUAUUUUUCUUCAAAUUCACGCCGUACUUUCUCUUCCGCUAAUAUAAAGAUUGGAUUUUUAUGAGAUCAAAAAGGUUGGAAAAUGAUGGGGAUUUUGCCCAGAAUCCAUGUGCACUUCCUAAUAUAAAAUAACUCCAUCCAGUAAUAAAUUUUGAGAGAGAGAGAGUGCGUGUAGAGAGAGAAAGGGUGAGAGAGAGAGAGAGAGAGAGAGAGAGAGAGAGCAAAUAGAUAUUUUCCUCCUGCUCUUGAUUUGGGGAGAUCUAGUGGUUCAAGUUGUUUUAUUUUUUGUUGGUUUUAUAGAUUUUAGCAGGAAAAGGGUGAUAUGAUAUUGAGCAGAUUCUGAAGCUUUAAUCUUUAGCAGUGACAGGAUGAACCCAGAUCAGAGGAGAAAGGCUUUAGCAGAAGUAGAUUUCUUCACUGAAUAUGGCGAGGGAAGCAGGUAUAAAAUAGAAGAAGUGAUAGGCAAGGGGAGCUAUGGUGUUGUAUGCUCUGCUAUCGAUACACAUGCUGGGGAGAAGGUAGCAAUCAAGAAGAUCAAUGAUAUCUUUGAGCAUGUUUCUGAUGCUACACGAAUACUUCGUGAGAUUAAGCUUCUUAGGAUCUUGCGCCAUCCUGAUAUCGUGGAAAUAAAGCACAUUCUGUUGCCGCCUUCGAGAAGAGAAUUCAAAGACAUAUAUGUUGUUUUUGAACUCAUGGAAUCUGAUCUACAUCAGGUUAUUAAGGCUAAUGAUGAUCUAACUCCAGAACACUACCAAUUUUUUCUUUAUCAAUUGCUUCGAGGACUGAAGUACAUACAUACAGCAAAUGUUUUUCAUAGGGACCUCAAACCCAAAAACAUUUUAGCAAAUGCUGAUUGCAAACUUAAGAUAUGUGACUUUGGCCUUGCAAGAGUCGCCUUCAAUGAUACUCCUACUGCCAUUUUCUGGACGGAUUAUGUUGCGACUAGGUGGUACAGGGCACCUGAGUUAUGUGGUUCCUUUUUCUCUAAGUAUACACCUGCAAUAGAUAUCUGGAGCAUCGGCUGUAUCUUUGCAGAAUUAUUGACUGGAAAGCCUCUUUUUCCUGGGAAAAAUGUGGUCCACCAAUUGGAUCUAAUGACAGAUCUUUUGGGUACCCCCUCUGCUGAAGCCAUUGCCAGAGUGCGCAAUGAGAAAGCCAGAAGAUAUCUGGGUGGCAUGCGCCGGAAAAAACCUGUACCUUUCUCUCAGAAAUUUCCAAAUGCUGAUCCUCUUGCUCUUCGUUUGCUAGAGAGGAUGUUAGCUUUUGAACCCAAGGAUCGCCCAACUGCUGAAGAGGCUUUGGCCGAUCCUUAUUUCAGGAACAUAGCAAAGGUUGAGAGAGAGCCUUCUGCGCAGCCAGUUACGAAAAUGGAAUUUGAAUUUGAGAGACGGAGAAUAACAAAGGAAGAUGUCAGGGAGCUCAUUUACAGAGAAAUUCUUGAAUACCAUCCAAAGCUGUUGAAAGAGUUCUUGGAAGGAGCUGAAUCUACUGGUUUCAUGUAUCCAAGUGCUGUGGAUCACUUCAAGAAGCAGUUUGCUUUUCUUGAAGAACACUAUGGAAAUGGUGCAACAGUCACCCCACCUAGUCGACAACAUGCAUCAUUGCCUAGGCCAUGUGUAGUUUAUUCAGAUAACACAGCUCAGAAUCCAAUGGAAAUAGCUGAAGAUCUUUCCAAAUGUUACAUCAAGGAAGCUGAGAGGCCACAGCAGGAGAGCUGUGUGGCCCCCAUGUCGAGACUUCCUCUUCAAGUUCCUCAGAGGUUCCAAGGUGCAACAGGUGUUGCAAGGCCAGGCAAGGUCGUUGGUUCAGUUCUCCGUUACAAUAAUAACAAUCCAAAUGCUACCACUAGAAAUCCCGUACCUAUUCCACCACAACACAACACUGCAUCUUCCAGCUGUUCUUAUCCAAGAAGAAACCCUAGCUCUAAAAGUGAGAGAGGAGACGACGAUAUGGUAGUGGGACCCGCUGUUGUGCAAAAGCCCAAGCCCUAUAUCGGUAAUCAGAGGGUUCUCUCGAGUAUGAUUCCAAAUCCCUAUUAGGUUUUUAGCUACAGUUCGUUCAGCAAUCAUCUAACGUAACCCUGUUGGAAUCUCAUUCAUUUGCCCGCUGUAAAGUUUCACAUCACUAGGAGAUCGACGUCAGUUUAAUUUAACUGUGAUAUCCGGGGGUUAUAACGAGGAAGAUAAAUAUUUGUUCGUUUAUGGUGACGUAUAACUUAUGGAUGUAAUGUUUUGGCAACAGGGAGGUCCAGGGAGCUAUUUUUAUGUUAUUACAAUUAUAUUAUGAUGUCCUAUUGUUUGUAGACUGUUGUAAUAACUUUAUUAUUUUAUUGGAUUUCUUCUGGUAUAGAAAAUUUUAUAAAGUGUUGAGGGUUUUCUCCUUCAUGAUGUGUAUUGUAUGGAGGGGAGAUGAAAAGUUGGAAGGGUUAUGCAAAGUUCUAGUGCAUGUAUUUGAAUGAUGUAUUUUUGUAGGCUAUCCACAAGCAUAUAAAAUGCUUUGUAAGUUGAUCAUAUCAAAAUGCAGAUGUUAUUUAA
Asparagus officinalis (garden asparagus) is the source of this 2650-nucleotide messenger RNA. RefSeq names its product mitogen-activated protein kinase 15-like. The coding region runs from base 485 to 2155 and encodes 556 amino acids. Gene Ontology annotation, cellular component: nucleus; cytoplasm. Gene Ontology annotation, biological process: intracellular signal transduction; protein phosphorylation. The record is from RefSeq and is a predicted model, not a curated record. The transcript is spliced from 10 exons. Lineage: Eukaryota; Viridiplantae; Streptophyta; Magnoliopsida; Asparagales; Asparagaceae. Gene Ontology annotation, molecular function: ATP binding; MAP kinase activity.